This is a messenger RNA of Ochlerotatus camptorhynchus, 1386 nucleotides long. RefSeq lists its product as uncharacterized. Lineage: Eukaryota; Metazoa; Arthropoda; Insecta; Diptera; Culicidae. The transcript has 2 exons. The record is from RefSeq and is a predicted model, not a curated record. Bases 1 to 1344 code for a protein of 447 amino acids.
AUGGAAACAGGGUACUUGAAAGCCGACGUGAAUAGUCUACCUAAAAUCGACUUUUAUAUGGUGCAGCACUUUUUGUCAUCGAACGAGAAAUUCCGAGAUGCCAAUAAAAGAGGAAAAAUUGAUCGCUCCAAGAAUCCGGACUAUUUUAAAUCAGCUAUUGGAAGAGUGCAGUAUAAAGUUGAUGGAAAUAGAUUCCGAAUUAAAGCAAAAGUGGUUCCGGAACACAAGGUGACGAAAAAACAGUACACAGUAGUAGCUGUGGUUAAUAUCGAAAAGGAAGAAAUAGAAGAUGUGUACUGCGAAAGUAUCACCGAUGGUUGUAAAGCUGCUAAAGGUGGAUGCAAACACGCUGUUGCUUUUCUGUUUUUCCUUUACGAAAAAGUCAACACGCCAUCACCAACUGAAGGAGCAUGUUUGUGGAAAGUUCCUCAACUAGCUCGGGUCGAUGAAAAUAUCGACAGCUUCGACCUGGCUAAGUACGGUCGGUCCAGUGUGGUGUCGAAUAAUCAGAGUAGCAAUGAAAGCGGUAGUGGAAUAUUUUUACGAACAUUGCUGGAGAAGUAUCAAUCGGACCGAUUGAUAACCGGACUAAAGUUCCAUCAGCCGUUUCCUCGAAUGGAAGCUUAUUCGCUACAUUGCCUCAUUUUAGAGUUUAAAAAAUCGUCUCAAGCACGAAUCACAGCAAAGGAAUUCAUUGCAUACUCCAAAACGUCAAUGAAUAAAUCCGUUUGUCGAGAAAUAGAAGUUAGUACUCGAGGGCAGAGGCAAGGUCAAAGUUGCUCUCGAUGGUUUUUGUUGAAAUUUGGAAGAAUCACGGCAUCGAAACUAUGGGAUUUGUCAAGAUGUCAGACAGCGGAUGGAUCGUUGGUUCAUGCUGUAUUGGGACAAAAAUCAAUAAGCACUGAGGCAAUGCAGAGAGGAUUAGAACUAGAGAGCAAGGUGCUGGAAGUACUCAAGAAGUAUUAUCCCAGUGUACGGAAAUGCGGACUUUUUUUAGAUCCGGAUUAUCCAGCAUUUGGAGCAUCACCAGAUGCAAUCAAUGAAACCACUGUAUUUGAAAUUAAGUGUCCAAGCAAAGUUGACAAUUUUAAAUACUACGUCGCCAAAAAUGGAGAACUUAAAGACAAGGUUAAGUCACAAAUACAGCUUCAAAUGGUUCUAUCAAAUCGAGAGAAAGGAUUGCUGGUUAGGGUUCAUCCUGGAUUUGAAAAUAGUCUAAAUCCAUCACAAUUCGUUAAAUUUUAUAAGGAGGAUCAAGAUGUUGAUUACAUCGAGCAAAGAAUGAAGGCUAGCUAUAAGUUCUGGUGUUCAAAUAUAUUUGCGAAUUUGGUGGAAAAGUUUUGAAAUAUAAAUCCAUGUGGUUGGAACAGUAUUUGUUUGCAUUUA